AUGCUCCGAUCGGCGGUCAUUACGCGCUCCCAGCAGAUCAAGCAAGCUGUCGGGCGCCAGUUUGCGUCCGCCGCGGCAGCAGCUGCUGAAAGCGCGGGGAAGAGCAAGGUGAAGGCGAAGUCGACGGGAGGAAGCAGCGGCGGGAAGAAGAAAGCUUUGGAAGACCAAGGGAAGGCGGCCUCCAUUGUGGAGGCGGCGCUUCGUCAUGCUCAAGUACAGCUGCCAAAUCUGGAUGAGGCGACUCAGGGGGAGGAGAGGCGAAUGGCGAAGGAGUACUCGAGGUUGAUGAUGCAGAAGCACCACCAGCAGAGAGGGGCCGAGUCAGCCAGGCUCAAGCUCAAGCUGGCCGCCAUCCAAGCCCUACCUGCUGGCAAGCUUAGGGAUGCCGCCAUGCUUCCAGAUUUCACUCCCUUCCCGUCCAAUCGGAUUGCACCAUCUCUGACACCUCCAAUCAAGGAGCUGCAAGAGGAAAGAGCAAGGACUAGCGACCAACAGGCGCCGGUAGUGUGGGAGUUAGAGGGGGUGAAGGAGCAGGUGGAAGAGAUGGGAAGAGGGAUGAGAGAGCACGGGCGACGAAUGGCGUCGAGGGCAGCCCCUCGUCUUUUUGUGCUCACGUCCCUUCCUCUCCACACCUCUCAGGUGUCGUCGGUGGAGCAGGACCUACCCGACGACCCCCUGCGGGCGAAAUACAUCCAAGGCACGCUCGUGCCCGACGCGCUCAGUCGGCUGCUCUCCGUGCGCGUGCUGCCGCCCGACCCGCUGCUGCUGCCCGUGACGUGCGCCGCGUUCACCGCGCUCUCCAACGGCACCUCCGCCUGCACGCAGCUCGCGCCCAUGUGCGACGUGAGUGCCGCCCAUGCCGAGGUGGACAUCGACGUGGACCCAUCCCUGCUGGCGGCGCAUUCGCUCUGCCAAUCAGAGGACCCCGCCACGUGUGGGGAGGUGGCAGCUGGGACAGGCACACCUGGUGCUGACAUUAUCCUGUUCCUCUCAGCCAAGGUGAGUCGUUCCGCCUACCAGCUCCCCCCUAGCUGUGCCUGCGGCCUGCCUCCUCCAUCCCCUCCCCCCCCCGCGCCCUCCCGCUUCCUUCCGCAAUCCCCCCCACAGCUCCCGUCAUCCCCUCCUGCAUUCACCCUCCCAAUCAACGCACCCCCCGUCCCUCCCCGUGCCCUCCUUUUCCGCGGAGCAGCAAACGGCGACGUGCAGCAGCACCACGGCAGCGGCACACGCGUCGCACUGCGCGGUGGACCCCGCGUCGAACCGCCCGCUCGCCGCAUCGCUGAACCUCUGCCCGCUGGCUUGGCGCGCCGUGGGGCAGCACUCGCCCUCGUACGACUCGCAGGUAGCGCCGGGUGGGGAAGAAUGCGCUGGGUGCUCGGCGCGUGGGUGGCAGGGGGAACAGGCGCAUUCAUGUCACGCCGCCUGCCCGCACUUUUACCCCCCCUUUUCCUCCCCUCCACCCCUUCCUCCCUUUCCCUUUCCCCCUACGUGCACGUGGUGCUGCACCAGCUCACGCACGCACUCGCCUUCAGCUCCGCGCUCUUCCCGCUCUUCAAGGACGUAAGAGGUACGCCGCUCCCCACGCCCCGCCACUCCGCUGCUGCCCUCCGUCUGCCUUGUCCCCUCCCCUCGUCUCCUCCGCUCCACAAUCACGCUUCCGCGCUCUUUGUUUCCUUCCCCUCUCUCUCCCUCCCUCCGCGCCCACCAGGCCAGCCGUACGCGCAGGUGGUGGCGACGGCGCGGCAGGCGGACGGCAGCAACGUGUCGAAGAUCGUCACGCCCGCCGUGGUCGCCGCGGCGCAGCGCCACUUCGACUGCCCCGCGCUCGACGGCGCCGAGCUGCACUCCGCCCCGCCCUCCGUCUCCGCGCCCGCCUCCUCCCCCGCCUCCGCGCCUCCUGCGGAAGCGAACAGCACGGAGUGGGGGUCACUGGUGGCGUCAGCGCAGCCGGAGGAAGCGCUGACGGGGGGAGUGGCGCUGGACGGAGUUGGGGGGGGCGAGGGCGGGGAGGUGGGAGAGAGAGCGAGAAGAGGGCAAUGGCAGCGAGCAGCCAAUGUAAGGCGCCUGUGCGCUCUACUCGGGUCCUCUCCCUCCCAUCCCCUCACAUGCCUUGCCGCCACUCAUCACCCCUCUCCCUCCCAUCCCCUCACAUGCCUUGCCGCCACUCAUCACCCCUCUCCCUCCCAUCCCCUCACAUGCCUUGCCGCCACUCAUCACCCCUCUCCCUCCCAUCCCCUCACAUGCCUUGCCGCCACUCAUCACCCCUCUCCCUCCCAUCCCCUCACAUGCCUUGCCGCCACUCAUCACCCCUCUCCCUCCCAUCCCCUCACAUGCCUUGCCGCCACUCAUCACCCCUCUCCCUCCCAUCCCCUCACAUGCCUUGCCGCCACUCAUCACCCCUCUCCCUCCCAUCCCCUCACAUGCCUUGCCGCCACUCAUCACCCCUCUCCCUCCCAUCCCCUCACAUGCCUUGCCGCCACUCAUCACCCCUCUCCCUCCCAUCCCCUCACAUGCCUUGCCGCCACUCAUCACCCCUCUCCCUCCCAUCCCCUCACAUGCCUUGCCGCCACUCAUCACCCCUCUCCCUCCCAUCCCCUCACAUGCCUUGCCGCCACUCAUCACCCCUCUCCCUCCCAUCCCCUCACAUGCCUUGCCGCCACUCAUCACCCCUCUCCCUCCCAUCCCCUCACAUGCCUUGCCGCCACUCAUCACCCCUCUCCCUCCCAUCCCCUCACAUGCCUUGCCGCCACUCAUCACCCCUCUCCCUCCCAUCCCCUCACAUGCCUUGCCGCCACUCAUCACCCCUCUCCCUCCCAUCCCCUCACAUGCCUUGCCGCCACUCAUCACCCCUCUCCCUCCCAUCCCCUCACAUGCCUUGCCGCUACUCAUCACCCCUCUCCCUCCCCUCCCGAACUCCCCAUCCCCCCUCCAGACGCCCCUACUGGACGGGGUGCCGGUGGUAUCAGAGCUGACGCUAGCGCUCUUCCAGGACAGCGGGUGCCGCUGACAUGCUCCUCCGACUUCCUCUCUGUCGCCACCUGUGACUCGGGCUGCGGCCCUUCCUCUUCUUCUUCCUCCUCCUCCCCCGCGACCUGCCUCUUUGGCACGUGCAAGCACAAGACCAGUGUGGAGUCGCAGCGCUGCCAGGCGCCACGUGGAGCGGAGGAGAGCCGGUCAGCGGAGGUGCAGCAGCUGGGCAUGGCGUACGGCCCGUCGUCGCGCUGCUUCCUGCACGGUCCGCAGUUCUUCGACUAUGCCUUCGGUGCCGGUGCCACCCCGCCCCCCGGCGCCGGCUGCUACCCCAUGCGCUGCGUCCCCUCCGCCUCCUCCUCCCGUGACUCCCGCUCCGCUGAAUCCGCUGAUGACCCCCCCACUGCUCCCGCCCUGGAUCCCUCGGCUGGCGCCAACGGCAACGGCAGUGCUGCCCUUGCCCCCAAGGCGCAGGGCGGCAGCGCGCUCUCGCUGCCCGCCCCUUCCUCCACCCCCAAGCGCCAGCUGCGGGGCAAGGGCAAGGGGAAGGGCAAAAGGGGGGGGCGGGGGAAGAGGGGGGGCGGGAUGGUGGUGGAGGUGCGUGUGGGAGCGCAGUGGUACGCGUGCCCCUCAGGGCGCAUGGUGGCACUCGAGCAGGGCGGAGGGGACUUCCACGGGGGCUCCAUCGGCCCCUGCCCUGACAACCGCCGCAUGUGCCUCACUGCCUCCUGCCCCAACGACUGCUCGGGGAAAGGUGCGCAAGGAGCGGUGUUGGCGGGGGAAGCAGAGGGGGUAUAUGCUACAACACCACGUGCCACUGCCUGCCCGGCUACGCUGCCGCUGACUGCAGCCAGGUGGCGUGUUCACCGCUCGCCCUCACACCCGCCUCCACCUGCCGCGCGCCUGCCUCCUGCGACCACGCCUCGGGUCUCUGCCUCCUGCCCUCCGGCCGCCCCUCCCCCCUCCCCCUCGCCGCCGCGCCCCCCUACACUCCCCCCCCCGCCCCCCUCCCCGCCUGCUCCACCUAUCUUCCCCCCGCCCGGCGCCCCGCCCGCCCCUGGAAGCACCGCUAACAGCAGCACCGGCAGCAACAGCAGCGGCAGCAGCAACGGCAGCAUGGGGGGCGAGGCGCCGCAGCACGGGGUGCUGGUGCGCAGCGUGGUGGUGCUGGGGGGCGCCAACAUCAGCGCCAUCCGCGAGGGCGCGCGGCUGCAGGAGUUCCAGGCACAGUUCCAAGCGCAGAUGAGCGCAGCGGCGCGCGCGACGGGGUACGAGGGGCAGGUGGAGGUGGCGAUCGACGCCAUCUAUGCGGGCAGCAUCCUCGUGCACUCCACUGUCAACUUCUUCCAAGCCACCAGCUUCAAUAUGCCCGGCGUGCUGCUGCACAACCUCAUGUGCGGUGCUGCUCCCCUCCCGCCCUCUCAGUCCCCGCAUCCACAUGGGGUUGCUCGCUGUGCUGCCCCCCUCUCUCAGCCCACGUCCCCAGCGAUGAUAUUCGCAGCAUCAUCCUACUUCCUGGCGCUGCCCUCCGGGCGCAUCUCGUCGUUCAACUGCUCCAUGGCCGCCGCGCCCGCCUCCAACAGCGCACCCCAGGGCGCCGAGGGGCCGCCCCUGGGCAUCUCGUACGGCGCGUGGGCCGCCAUGGCUACCGCCAUCCUCGUGGCUGGCGUCGCCAUCUGCACCGUGCUCAGCCGCCGCGCAUCAAGAAGGCGACGCGAGGCGCUACUCUACGCACACGGGUACGACGCAACAGGCGCGCCGUGGUACAUGGAGGGGGAGGAGUACGAGGACGACAUGGAGGCGGACCUCGACCUCGACCUCGACCCCCUUGAGGCAUAUGCGCAGGUACUCACCUCCUCCACCCCCCUCCUCUCCCGGCCCCCCCCAACCCUGUCCACGCCAUGGCAUGGCCUUCAUGAGCACUUGCCGCCAUGUGUGUUGGGUUUGCGCACCCCAUGCCAUUUCCACAUGCCCCUUCCUCCCUCGCUCAUCACCCCCUUUUCCUUUUCCCCCCACCUCCCCUUGUUCCUCCCCCACUCGCCCCACCAACAGCUGGUGGCGGAGGCACAGCAGCACCAGGGGGGCGACAUGGGGGGAAUGGGCGGCAUGGGGGGCAUGGGCGGGAUGGGGGAGGAGGGCAUGCAGGGGGGCAUGGCGCAGCUGUCAUCCCUGCCCUCAUCGCUGCAUGCAGCAGCCUUCAUGGCUGCAGCAGCAGGGGGCGGCGCAGCACCCCCUCCAGGCCCAUCCCCCCCCCUCCUGCCCGCCAGUGAGCGCCUCCCUGCGCCCUCGCGCCCACUCUUCGCCCUCCCGUCCUUCUCAUCGCGCCGCCACCCCUCCGCCUUCAAGCCCUCGCGUGCCAUCUCGGGCCCCAUCCUCUUCCACGCGCCCACCACCAACAGCACCUUUGGCAGCGGUGCUGCCAUUCCGCGCCCCCCCUCUGGCCCGCUGCUGCCCCCUUCCGCUGCCGCCAGGGAGGCCGCCAGGCUGGGGGACGGCGGUAAGGGGGAUGACGACGCGGAGGGGCAGGAUGGGUGUGAGGGGAAGGGCGCAGGGGGGGCGGUGGAGGAAGGGGAGGAGGCGUGGGCGAGGGCGGCGCUGAGGCGCCUGGUGCGGUCGGUGUCGGGGCCGCUGGCGGUCAUCUGGGCGUCCGACCCGCGACCCCUCGCGCCCGCCACGCCCCACCACCCCCACCCCUACCACCCGCACCGCCUCUCCGGCCGCCUGCGCAUGGGCGGCGCAUCCGGGCGGCUGUCUGGGCGGCUGUCCGGGCGGCUGGUGGCAGGGCGGCCAGCGGGCGGGCCGAGGCGGUCGGGGGAGCUGAGGCGAUCGGGGGAGCUGGCAGAGGGUGCGGGCGCACGGGCAGGGGGAAGGCGGUUCCCCUCAGGCGAGCUGGGCGUGGGGAUGGGCGCAGGGGGAAGGCAGAGGGGGAUGUCAGGGCCAAUCGAUGCCAUGGGGCGGCCUGCAGGGGCAGAGUUCAUGGGCGUGGGCACGGGCGUGGGCAGGCAUGCUGGGGGGCUGGGUGGGGGCACAUUGCCCCUGUCCCUCGCUGCAGGCAGCUACGCUGGCAGUUAUGGAGGGAGCUACGGGGGGAGUCAUGGGGGCAGUCACGGGGGCAGCAACGCAGGCAGCCAGCCCGGCACACAGCCACAGUCACCGUCCAACCGAGCGGGGGCAGGGCGGCGGGCAGGGGGUGAGCAGGAGGCGGAGGGCAGUGCGGCAGUGGGGUCGCUGAGUGGGAUAGAGCCGUCGCUGCUGCACCAGAUGCACCUGCACGGCAUGCAUCUCCCCCACCACCUCCCCAUCCACGCGUCCGCCUCGCAGCCCUCCAUGGCCGCCCAUGGCCAUCCCUCACCACAGCCGGGGGCACAGGGCGCAGCAGCGGCACGAGGGGAGGGCGGGGCGGCGCGCAUGGUGCGGGUGGGCUCUGCGGAUUCCGCUGCUGCUGCCGCUGCCGCCGCUGCAGGGGGGCCAGGGGGUCUAGCGCGGGCGAGCAGUGGGGGGCUGCCGGGCACGGGUGGCUCCACGCCCACGUUGAGGCGCGGCCUCUCUGUGUCUCCCUCCCACCGCGCUGCCCUCGUCGCCGCCCUCGCUGCUGCUGCAGGUCAGCCCACUGCCUCACCGUCAACGCUGGUGCUUAUCUCCCCCAGCUGCAAAGCUGCACGCCUCUCCACCCUCACCGCACCUUGCCCGCACCCACAGUACCCUGUGGAGGACAGCGGUGCCGACUACGCCCCCACGCCCUCCAUGCUGCGCUCCCGGAGCAUCCGUGUGGGUCGCUCGGGCCACCUCACUGCCUCAGGUCAGCUCAACCCUUCCGGGCAGCUCAGGGCUUCCGGGCAGCUGCGAACGUCUGGGCAGCUGCGGCGGCUGGCGUCAGGGCAGCUGCAGGUGCCGGAUCACCUGAACCUGAACAGCACCACCACUGCCUAUCCCACGGGCAACACCAAUGGUGGCACCAACGCCAGUGGCAGCGGCGCAUGGUCGUACUCUGCCAUGGGCCCGCCUGCCCAUGCUGCCCCCUCUGGCUCCACCGACACCACCGCUGCUGCAGGGGCGGGGGGAGGCGAGCAUCAUGUGCGCAUGUCCGGGCAGUUGGUGGGUGGGGGACAGGGGGCUGCCGAGGGCGGCAGUUCGGGCAUCGCAGGGUCGGGCAUAAGUUCGGGGAUAGGUUCGGGGAUUGCAGGGUCGGGCAUGCUGUCGGCAUCAGGGUCGGUGUGGGGGCAGAUGCCGCACUUUGCUCAGCUGAACCGGUCGGGGCAGCUGAGAAUACUCAAGCAGCUGGGCACUCAUGGGGCAGGCACUCCUCCCAUGGCCAUGCAUGGCCACGGGCAGGUGCAGGGGCAACACGGGCAUCAUGGGCAGGCAAGGCAAUCGUCCCCCCGUGCUGCUUCCCCACAAGCCAGCGGUCUGCCAGGCCAGUCAUACCAGCAGUCAAUGCAGUCAAGCCAGUCAAUGCAGCAGGCAAGGCGGGCGGUGUCCGGGGUUGUGCGCUUCUCCAACCCGCUGGCUGCCGCCCACCACACCGCCUCCUCCGGGCAGCUUAACGUGCCCCAGCGCGGCGCCAACCAAUGGCUGCGCAGAGCCCGCUCCAAUGUGGGGCUGUCCGGGCAGGUUGAAAUGUCGGGCAGGGUGGCGCAAUCAGCGCAGAUGGUGAGAGUGCCCAGCAACGGGGAGUACUCUGCUGCCCAGGUCACCCCAUCCGGGCAGCUGAGAAGAAAUUCCCCUUCUUUCGCAACUUCGGGGCAGCUUCGGAACCCGUCAGGCCCGUUCGCCCAGUGGGGACGGGGGGGAUCGGGGCGGCGGGAGGAGCUGGCAGAGGCAGCAGAGAUGGCGGCAGAGCAGGCUGAGAUGGCUGAUUUCUACACCCGCAUGCGCAAUAAGGCCACUUCUGGGCCCAUUUACUUUGGAUGA
Molecule: messenger RNA, 7881 nt
Organism: Closterium sp. NIES-65
Lineage: Eukaryota; Viridiplantae; Streptophyta; Zygnematophyceae; Desmidiales; Closteriaceae
Source: the annotation of a GenBank genome assembly